AUGGCUGCCAAUAACCUGCAAUGUCUCACUUCACGUGUUUCAUAUACCGUCGGUGGCGAAUUGGGUUUUGAUGACAUUCCACCUCCAACUCGUCAAGUACAGGAUUCUAACCGUUUGAAAGUUAAUGCUCAAAAAGCGGAAAAUGUUCAUUAUGUUGGUCAGAAGAGUCAUGAGUGUCCGGCGGUCCAGGAAGCUAGUAAAGUCCUCACUGAAAACAGAGGAAGAGUGAAUCAAGCAAAUCUGAUAUGCAGAGACUGUUGCACCAAAAAUGCAAAGAAAGCCGUGGCUACUGAUCUUCAAAGGCGUAAAGUGCAUCUAUGUCCAGGCGUUAAGGGGCAAAGUGGAUUGCGGAAACCUCUAGACAGUGACGUGCGUAAUAAGCUUACUGAACUUGAAGCGACGGUCGAGGAAUUAAGCAGUAAAGUUAAGGAAUUAAUUGAUCGGGACAAGAAAUCGAAUGACGAGAUCGGGGAUCUGCAGGAAAAGGACUUAGAAAAGGAAGAACAGAUUUUGAAACUUACGAAUAUAGUUAAGGGUCUGAUGUCUAUGAAGUCAAUUAAAAGGUUUGAAUUAAUAAAAAGAAAAAUGGAGACAAGCCCAGAAUUUGAGCGGUAUGUUAACGAAGGUUUGAUGCGCUUUGGAGUUUCGGCACCAGUUUCCUUCUUAAGUAAGACCGAGAGAUAUGUACUUCGUGACGUUACUCAGCGCAGUCAAAUUGAUGCUCCCAUUGUGAAAACUACUCGGGUAACAAAACAAAUGACGGUUGAAGAAGUACAACACUCACCAGCUCGUCCCGCUAUGUUUUCGUACGACACAACCAGGUUCCUCGCUCGUCACGGUGUUGUUUAUGAUGAAUAUGAUAUGAGGGUUGCAUCUGUCGAUGAAGAAACAAGAAAUUGUCAGGCUUCAUCAUCUCAAUCGCUGUACAGGCCAGGAGAUUCAACGGUAUAUCACCCUCACUCUAGACGACGACCCAGCAAGUUUGUUCAAAGGAAAGAUGGUGGAAUUUUUAGAACGAAGGAGUUCAAGAAAAACGACACUAUUUGCGAGGAAGAGGACAGUGAUCUGGAUUCUGUAAGUGUAAUUGAUGAAGUUGAGGAGCUUUUGAAAGGAUCUAACAUUAAUGAAAGAAGUCCUGACGUGGUAGAUCGAUCAUUCAAAGCUUGCAGAUGGUCUGGUGAUGUGCUCAAGGCACAGGAAAAAUCACUUAUUGUGCAGUUUCUACAAGCGGAGAAGCAGCAUGGAGAUGGUUUAAAAGAUUUUAAAAUCAGAGAUUUAAACUUGUUAACAGUCAUUUUGAUUAAUGAGGUGUCAGCGGGAAGCUCGUGGGUCUGUUUGUUCGAGAAAAUUGUUUUGCAAAGACCGGGAGUGGUAUUAUGUUGGGCCACCUCGACGUCAGGUAAAGAAAAUCAGAGGAAAUAUUCGUGGAGUGCAGUAAAAAGCGGGCUUCGUAUGGAAGUUGCGAAUAUCAAAGCAAGGGAUUAUGGGAGGGAGGAUGUGAGAAGUUUGGCCUGGGACAAAAUUUGGUUUAUUGUCACUGGUAGAAAAGCAACUAUGUGGAAAGAAGGUAGCGGUCUGCAUCAUGAUACGGAAGGUCCAGACUUGCAGUUGACGUUAGCAGCUUUGGUUAAAUUACUUCAAGGAAGGAACAGGGCAUGGCCAGAUGUUGUGAAGGAAGUUGUAGAUCGUGCAUUAUAG
Messenger RNA from Enterobius vermicularis (human pinworm), 1698 nucleotides. NCBI's taxonomy places the organism in Eukaryota, Metazoa, Nematoda, Chromadorea, Rhabditida, Oxyuridae. The record is from the annotation of a GenBank genome assembly.